AUGUGUCAUGGGGAAGGGUUUCCGGGAGUUCCUGAAGGGCUGUCAAAUGAAUACCGUGAAAUGGUUUUCGAUGCUUUUGGUCAUAAUGAAGAUCAAGGGCAUUAUGAAGAGGCAGAAGAGGAGCCUAAUGCACAAGCUAAGCAUUUUCUGGAUUUGUUAAAAGCUUCCGAACAACCAUUAUACGAAGGGAGUUCAUUGUCUGUGUUAGAGAUGGCUGCCCGAAUUACUAGUCUUAAGUGUGAGUAUAAUUUUCCCUAUAGAUGUGUUGAUGGAUUUGCUCCUUUUGUUAAUGAGGCUAUUCCUAACAACAACCAUAUGGCCGAUACAUUCUAUGAGGUGAAGAAGAUUGUAAAGGGGUUGAAGUUGCCUCAUGAAAAGAUUCAUGCAUGCCCAAAAGGAUGUAUGCUAUUUUGGAAGGAUGAUGUUCAGCUAUCUACAUGUCGGGUGUGUGUUAGAGACCGAUACAAGAAGACUUCCAAAGGUAGCUUAGUGCCUUUGAAUGUUUUAAUUUACUUUCCGAUCACACCGAGAUUGAAAAGACUCUAUGCAACUAAGAACAUUUCGGAGGAAAUGACAUGGCAUUCGAAAAAUCCUCGAGUUCAAGGCACAAUGGCGCACCCUAGUGAUAGUGAAGCUUGGAAGCACCUCGACAAUUGCUUUCCAGAAUUUUCCAAUGAGCCUCGUAAUGUUCGACUUGGCUUGUUUACAGAUGGUUUUGCUCCUCAUGCAAAGCAGUUUGGUUUGAACACGGUGGCAAAGUUUCUUGGUUUGAUUGCCAUCGCCAAUUCCUUCCAACAGAUCACCCUUUUCGAAAAAGCAAAACUGUGUAAAAACAAAGUCAAAAAAGGUUCACCGCCACACAUCAUGUCAAGUGAGGAAUUGUGGGAAUGUGUGAGACACCUUCCAAAGGCAACUGAGGGGCCGGAGGAACUGAAACACCUCAAAAAAGCUAAAAAAGGGUGGUUCAAGCAAACCUCGUUGUGGGAACUUCCUUAUUGGAAGCAUUUGCUCAUUCGUCACAACUUGAAUUUCAUGCACAUUGAAAAGAACUUCUUUGAUCAGUUAGUCCACACCAUAAUGGAUGUUAAAAAGCAUACAUGUGACACGCCAUCGGCUCGAAAUGACAUUGCCAAAUAUUGUAAACGGCCACAACUUCAUAUGCAUGAAGAUGAUAGAGGAAAAGAGUUCAUGCCAAAAGCCCCAUUCGCUCUUGACAAGGCUCAAAGAAAAGUGUUAUGUGAAUGGGUUAAACAGUUGCGUUUUCCAGAUGGAUAUUCCUCCAAUUUGAGCAGAUGUGUGUAG
This is a messenger RNA of Chenopodium quinoa (quinoa), 1302 nucleotides long. RefSeq lists its product as uncharacterized. Lineage: Eukaryota; Viridiplantae; Streptophyta; Magnoliopsida; Caryophyllales; Amaranthaceae. The transcript has 2 exons. The coding region runs from base 1 to 1302 and encodes 433 amino acids. The record is from RefSeq and is a predicted model, not a curated record.